Messenger RNA from Raphanus sativus (radish), 2834 nucleotides. RefSeq lists its product as uncharacterized. The record is from RefSeq and is a predicted model, not a curated record. Lineage: Eukaryota; Viridiplantae; Streptophyta; Magnoliopsida; Brassicales; Brassicaceae. Gene Ontology annotation, molecular function: calcium ion binding; protein binding. Bases 232 to 2649 code for a protein of 805 amino acids. The transcript has a single exon. Gene Ontology annotation, cellular component: plasma membrane.
AUUAACAUUAUCAACACUUUGGUUUUUAUUACUUUAUUUUUUUUUCUUACAAGGAGGCAAAACAGAGAGAAGCUUUAACGGAGCGAAAUAGAUCAAAUCCCGGCUACCUGCAUUUUGAUUCUUUUCUUCUUCUGGGGUCUCUGUAAUUAUCUCAAUCCCUGAAUCCUCUGUUCUACUGGAGAAGAAAUAAACCAAAAAAAAAGGCUGAAACUUUACUCAAAAACAAAACAAAUGGCGAACAGAGGAAGAAACAGAUCGGAGAAAGUCAAGAGAAUCUUCCACCAGUUCGACAAGAACCGCGACGGCGGGCUCGACCGGGAAGAGAUGGCGUCCCUCGUCGUUGCCGUGAACCCCAGGGUCAAAUUCAGCGACGAGCAGAUCAACGCGAUCCUCGACGAAGUCUUCAGAACCUACGCAGAGUUCAUCGAUCCAAACAAGGGUCUGACCCACGAAGGUCUCCUCCGUACUUACGACGACGGCGCAGGAGACGUCGACAGAGACUUCGAAGCCUUAGGGCUCGAGCUAAAUGAGGAGGUUACAAAACUCUCCGAGGAGGAGGCUUCGUCGUCUUCUAUUACAGAGGAGAGAGAUGUGGAGAAGCAGAGGAAACAGAGGACGGAGGCUUGGGCGGUUUCUCCCAAUCACGGGAUCGUGUUCGACGACACGUGGAAGCUGGUGGACGAUUUGGAGAUUUUAGUGAAGAGAUUGAAGUCGAAACAGGAGAAAGACGGGAGCUUUAACAACAACAAUGCUGCUGAUGCGUUUUCAGACGGAGGUUGGUCUAAAGAGUUAGGUCCGUCUUCCUCCGAAGUCUCGGACAAGAGAGUCUACUACGAAGAGUCGAGUCACGACUACUCGGUCUUUGUCAAGGAGCUGGGAGCGUUGAGAAGCAGAGCAGAUGGAGCUAGAUCGAGAGAGGAAGCCUUCGAUGGACACAUGGCGAUCGGUAAAGUGUUGUACAAGCACCAGUUAUUCAAAGAAGCGCUCGUUAGCUUCAAGAGAGCUUGCGAGCUCCAGCCUACUGACGUGAGACCUCAUUUCAAAUCAGGGAACUGUCUCUACGUUUUGGGGAGAUGCAGAGAAGCUAAAGACGAGUUCUUGUUGGCCUUGGAAGCUGCUGAGUCCGGUGGAGUGAACCAAUGGUCUUACCUGCUUCCUCAGAUAUACGUCAACCUCGGUAUCUCCCUGGAAGGUGAAGGUAUGGUUUUGAGCGCGUGUGAGUAUUAUAGAGAAGCUGCGAUUCUGUGUCCAACGCAUUAUAGAGCGUUGAAGCUACUAGGUAGUGCGUUGCUCGGUGUGGGAGAGUGUAGAGCGGCGGUUAAGGCCUUGGAGGAAGCUAUAUUCUUGAAACCGGAUUACGCUGAUGCUCAUUGUGAUCUAGCUUCUUCCUUGCAUUCUCUUGGGGAAGACGAGAGGGGUAUUGAGGUUUUCCAGAGGGCUAUAGACUUGAAACCUGGCCAUGUCGAUGCUUUGUAUAAUCUAGGUGGGCUUUACAUGGAUUUAGGUAGGUUUCAGAGAGCUUCUGAGAUGUACGCUAGGGUUUUAGCUCUGUGGCCUAACCAUUGGCUUGCGCAAUUAAACAAAGCUGUUUCUUUGCUCGGUGCUGGUGAGACUGAAGAAGCUAAAAAGGCGCUUAAGGAAGCUUUGAAGCUGACUAACCGCGUUGAGUUGCAUGAUGCUGUAUCUCAUCUGAAACAUUUGCAGAAGAAGGGUAAGAACAAUGGAGGAGAAGGUGGUUUUAUCGUCGUGGAAGCUUCUAAGUUCAAAACCGUGGGAGAGAAAACAACUCUGAGGCCUGAUCUAGCCAUAGCUCUUCGAAUCAAAGCCUUUCAGAAGGUCACAAGGCUUGGCAAAUGCGACGUGGAGGCUGUGAGAAAGGAGAUGAGAGACAAGGAUGUUCCUGUGUCCUAUUCGGGAAGCGGAGGGCCGACCAAAUCAGUACGGAAACCCAAUGUAGAGGAGAUCCUCAGGCGUCUCCUUACUUCCUUGAAGCCUGAGGCUUUUCAAGGAGCUAUAAAGGCCAUAAACGAGAGGAUCCUCUCGGUUCUUGAUGACUCAGGGUCUGGAAGAGUCGACAUGGGCAUGUUCUACGCAGUGAUUGCGCCUCUGUGCGGUGGACAUUCAGGCAAACGCAAGAGAGUUGCCUUCGAGGCGCUUAUGUGGAGACCAGUGAACGAAGGAAGUUCUCAGAUUACAAAAGCGGAUGCUGACAAGUACAUCAAGCUCUUGAGAGCUAUCUACAUUCCAUCGCAGGGGAUGAGUGAGAUGUUAGAAGUUCACGGUGAAGAAGAAGGAGAAGCUGGUUCCUCCUCCGUGACAGUAACGUUUAGUCAGUUUCUAGACAUGUUGGAUGAUCCUGAUUGGGGGUUUGGCAUCAUGUCUACGGUUAUUAAACUGGAGAGUAACGACAGAAACCGGCAUGGGAACCAAGUGUGUUCGGUUUGUCGGUAUCCGAUUAUUGGAUCUCGGUUUAAGGAAGUGAAGGCUCGGUUUAGUUUGUGUAGCCAGUGUUAUAGUGAAGGGAAGGUUCCUCCUUCGUUUAAACAGGAGGAAUACAAGUUGAGAGAGUAUGUGAGUGAAGCUGAAGCGAUGAAAGCUAAGUGUGUUUGUUUCUCAGUGCAGUCUCAUAAGAAACCUAUUGCCACUUGAAAGAAACAAUGAAACUAACUCAUCAAGUUUUUUAUUUGAAUCUUUACUUCUAAUCUGCAAGUUGUAACGUUUUUUAUAUUAACUUGUGUGCAUAGUUUCAGUGAAAUGUAUUGUUGAGAGUGUAAUGAACGAUGUUCUUGCAUAUCAGAUGAGAGGUGGUGAACCAAUUAAUUGGUUUGGUUUUA